Messenger RNA from Rotaria sp. Silwood1, 351 nucleotides. NCBI's taxonomy places the organism in Eukaryota, Metazoa, Rotifera, Eurotatoria, Philodinida, Philodinidae. The record is from the annotation of a GenBank genome assembly.
AUGAGUCGUUUAGAUGGUGGUGUAACAUCUAUUGAAAUUUUAUCCUGUUUUGAUAAUAUUGGUAUUGAUAUGAAUAUAAACAAAACUUUUCCAAAAAUUUUAAUAAAACAGAGAUUGAAAUUUAAACUUUAUACAAAAGUAGCUGAUGCUAGAAAAACAAAUGGAGAUAUUCCUCUUGAUUGUGACAUUCUAUUUGUAUGUAUUGGUCAAAGACCAUAUACUAAAGAUCUUGGUCUUGAUAGUGUUGGUAUUAAAUUGAAUCAACUUGGCCGAAUUGAAGUUGAUAAAAAUUUUCAAGGAACACGUAAAGAUAUUUAUAUUAUCAGUGAUUGUAUUCAAGGAUCUAUGUGA